AGAUCACACCAUACACUAGCAGGGCUGUCCUCAGUGAAGCCGAACAGAGGCAUUAAAAGUUCAGCCUAGAAAUUCGGAAAGAUACGAGCUGCCGAUAUUUUUUGCUACGACGCGUUGUCGUUCCGCAUUUUCACCUUUAUUCCGUAGCGGAAGCGACUACCUCCUGCUCCUCAAAGUCGAGCAGUGCGUGCUCUGCUGCACAAACAGUCACAAAAACGAAUACGGACGGUCUCCCCAGUUGUUCGACGGUAAAACAAAGACACCGAGGAAAAGGAGAGCGUCUCGCGUCCUCUGACGACCGGGCUUCAUCACGAGGUCACACUUUUCCAGGCGAGCAAAGCUUCAGGAGUCUGUUCAUCGGGAAUAGGCCAAGUCCACGAUAGCGCAAGAAGCUAAAGAAAGGUAGCAAAAAAUUACUGAUCGAGCGGUUGUAGUUGAGAGGACACGGAAAACUACACACUGCUCGACAAGCGGAAGCACGGGCAAUCGCAGGAACGACGCGUAAAGCAGUACUUGUCGAGACCGAUUUCUCAUCUCCGCCAUCACAGAAGCUGCUGCAAACCAAAUCGACUGACGUAGGAAGGGGAUUAACUCACGCGCAAGAAGUUUAUUUUGCGGUGCCGGGUAGCUUCCCUACUGAGCGUGGUAGCAACCAGCAGGUCUGCAGAAGGGUCCGAGCGAAAACGGCCUGCACCUUUUCAGUCAGCAGAACGUCCACGGAAGAACGAAGCUCAACCCAGUUGCUGACGUCAGAAAGAAAAGAUAUCCAUCGGAAGACGUCGUGCCGACGAGACGAAAACAAAGACGUCAAGCAGCAGACCCAUCGCAGAACUUGCUGAAACCGUCGCGCUCAUCGACGUCCGUGAUCUUACGUGCCGGUCGCAGCUGCAAAUUAACUCGAAUCUCGCAGUCGUAGUCGAGGUCGAGCGGGUGCAUCACCAAUCUACGUCAAAAGAAGACCGCUGGUCGUUCCGUGAGGGCUUGGCCCACCACCGCCAGCCACCUGCACCUCCCAUCUACUGUAAAACCGCCGCGAGGAGGUUAAAGAUAAAGCAAAUCUUGCUUUUAUUCGGCUCAUUCGUUCUGGACAGUGGAGUGGUACAACUUCAAGUCUGCUGCUAAGCGAAGAUGCAGAAGCGUCAGGUCGGGGUGGAAAUCAUCUACGACUAUGAUGAGGGCAAGUACUACAAGUUCGACCAACGCAAUGGGGAUACGGCGCUGUGCGACGUGCAGGGAAAGCCGGUCCCACGGUUCUACAAGGUAUUCAUGUGUGGUGUCACGAAACUUUUCAAAAUGAUUUUGAUGUCGUCCUCGCUAGCCUUACUUGCUUACGCCGUUCUCGUUUUGAAGAUGCGUCAAUACAUGAUCAGCAUGUACCUGAGCACCGUUGUUUAUCAUCAACAAAAAACAGGACUACUCUGGGUUUGCCACCGUGUUUGAUCGAAAGACGGAUGGCAGAUUCGACGAAGUGGAGGGCUUGCAUUCCAUCGAAGAAAUACCCAAAUACCUCGGAAGACCUGCAAAGUAUGUGCUGUUCUUAGCUUGUUUGUUGGAUCGUGUUCAUUCUGUCGCAUGUUGUCGCAAGGGCAAAUUCUAGUCUACAGUGUUUUUUUGCAUUUGGUAAUCACAAUCAAGAAGUAGAAGUUUUUCAACUAAACAAAUCACAGGUAUGUCGGAUACCAGCAAGUUCCCAGGCCGGGAAUCAAGAUGGCCGCAGCCAGUGACGAAUGUGCCUAUACCCUGCCAACGUAUAGUUUUUUGUUUCACUUUCACUUUCACCCGGCUAGAAUUUUGCAAUGCCACCAACCAUUCAAAAGUACCAACCUGCGCGCACUAUUACGUGUACGAAGACACCUGGCUCCACAAAAACACAAACAGGUACCUCGAGCCCAUUCCGCCAAAACUGGGUAAAGUGUCCCUGAAGGUGAAGGUCGACACGAAAAGAAAGUCCCUCCCGAGCAGGAUACGAGCGCUGCCAAGUUUUCUGCACACCCUGGACAGCCAGUACGCGGAAUCGCUGUCCUUGAAUCACUACCUCGGCAAGACCUUCCCGGGCAUGCGGAACAGCGGAGACGUGGCCGCGUUGAAAGCCGAGAACAAGGCCACCGUCAUGAACGACGGGAUAGACCUGAUGGGCGAGUUGCGGAAGCACCGCAUGCCAACCAAAAACAAAUUCGCAGCCAAAAGGCCACCGUAUUGCUUACAAUUGACGCGUUUUUGCUUGCGUUUUGUUCAGGAUUACUUAGAAACUGGAACUGCUUAGUCUGUACGAUCUUGAAGUCAUGCUGGUCUCCAUGUUAGUUAGCGAAGCUGAAAUGGAUUUUGUGCAAAUCAGGUUCACGGGGCUGGAGAUCAAGAAUAAGGAAAAGCAGAGGGACCGCAAAAUGAACCCAAAGCGCGCCUACCUGGACGACCUUGCCCAAGAAGAAGACGUGGCUGCAGUGAACAAGAGAAGACGAGACCGGUAUCCGGUCUAUUUCUCAGAAAAGGACGCUAGGGAAGCGGCGCUAGGAAACGUCUAGGUGAUGCAGCAAACUGGUGCAGACAUUGCAUACAAAUCCUUCCCUAUCGAAAAAUGUUCUUUCAGAACUCGCGAACAACAGCUAAAUAUGAACAAUGCACUGAAACUCUUGUACCAGAAAGAAACUGUUUUGAGACUACAGUAACCACAACCUCGUACAAGAUUUUGGCUGCUUCAGUUGCACAACAAUGUUGGUUUGUAAACAACUUCUGUACGAUAAGGACGCUGUUCGGCUUCGGCGGGUAUUCAAGAAGAAGGCACCAGCUCCAUUCAU
Amoebophrya sp. A120 is the source of this 2795-nucleotide messenger RNA. Lineage: Eukaryota; Dinophyceae; Syndiniales; Amoebophryaceae. The record is from the annotation of a GenBank genome assembly.